AUGGAUGCUUCUGGUUUUUCUAUGGGAGCUGACUCGAUGAAGGAGUUUGUGGAGAUGAAUUCGAAUGUUAAUUUGGGUCCAAUUCAUGCGCCCCCAGUUAUUCCGAAGAAAAUGAUGAUGAUUAUUGGUGCUGGGUUUUUGAUUUGGAGUCCAUUUUUGGUGAAAAAGUUUGUUAUUGGAAACACCCUUUUGCAGAAUAAGUAUAUAUGGAUGGUUGCAUCGAUUCUAGUGUACUUCUUCAGUGUUUCAGGGACAAUGUAUACUAUAAUUAGGAAAGCACCUCUGUUUUUGAUUGAUAGAAAUGAUCCAGGGAAGUAUCAUAUCUUUUACCAAGGAUCAGGGAUGCAGUUAGGAGCUGAAGGUUUUGCUGUUGGAUUCUUGUACACGAUUGUUGGAUUGUUGUUGGCACUAAUGACUCAUAUUUUGGUUCAUCUGAAGAACAGGGGAACACAGAGUUUGCUCAUGGCUUUGGGGCUCUUCGUAUCGUUUUGGGCGGUAAAGAGGGUGAUUUACUUAAAUAAUUGGAAGACUGGCUAUGGUGUUCAUGCUUAUUGGCCUUCAGGUUGGAUGUGA
This is a messenger RNA of Solanum tuberosum (potato), 573 nucleotides long. RefSeq names its product probable dolichyl-diphosphooligosaccharide--protein glycosyltransferase subunit 3B. Gene Ontology annotation, cellular component: oligosaccharyltransferase complex. The coding region runs from base 1 to 573 and encodes 190 amino acids. The transcript has a single exon. The record is from RefSeq and is a predicted model, not a curated record. NCBI's taxonomy places the organism in Eukaryota, Viridiplantae, Streptophyta, Magnoliopsida, Solanales, Solanaceae.